AUGUCUGUGUCUUCUUUAAAUGAUGAGUUCGAUAGAUUGGUUCAAGACUUGUUGCAGACAUGGCAUGUUCCAGGCCUUGCAAUCGCUGUGAUUGACGGUGCUUCUACAUUUUCCAAGGUAAGCUGCCAUAUCCGUAUCACAGCACUGAUACUAACACGGUACGAGGGCUAUGGACUGGCUAGUCUCCCUGAUGUCCCAGUUACUCCCGAGACAGUAUUCUUUACAGCCAGCACAACCAAAUCAUUUACAGCGGCUAGCGUAUCACUAUUGAUAGAUGAGGCUGUGUCAACGGAAGCUACAGAGAAGAUUCCGCCAGGUUUCUCCUGGACUUCGACCAUCUCUUCCGUCAUACCGGAAGACUUUGCUCUAGAGAAUGAAUAUGCAACAUCACGCGUUACCUUCGAAGAUGCCUUGAGCAACAGAAGCGGUUUCCCAGACCACCUCAAAAGCUUCAAGCCAAAGACAACAUCUCUUCAAGACGGCAUCCGAUCGUUGCGACACCUUCCACUCGCCGCAGAACUACGCUCCCAAUAUCUAUACAGCAGCUACAUGUUCUCCGCUGUCUCACAUGCAAUCGAGAGCAUGACAGGACAAGGGUUAGGCGAAUUCAUGAGAGAGAGAAUAUGGAGCCCUCUCAACAUGACAAACACAUAUUGGACCCCACAAGAAGUAAAGGAAGCAGCAAGCAGGGGAAUAACCCUAGCCCACGGCUACGCAUGGAAUGCCUCAACAGAGGCAUACACCGAAGAAGCGAUCCCGAACUUCCCGGUCGUAUCAGGUGCCGGUGCAAUAAUCAGCAACGUCCUCGAUUACACAAAAUGGCUCCGGUGCAUGAUGACCCAAUCCGGUCCGAUCAGUCGCGCCGCACACUCCGCACUUAUAGAACCACACAUUUACUAUACAGAGCAGGCCACAAACCCAUUCCCCGCUCCGCAUGCUUACGCCCUCGGCUGGAGGAUCGAUAGCUAUCGAGGCCGGCGCUUGAUCUGGCAUACAGGAAGCUGGACUGGAUACGGGUCGACGAUGAUGUAUUUGCCGGAUCUCCAAUGGGGAUUGGUUAUGAUGGGCAAUACGACUGGGACGAGUAAUUAUGUGCAAACGGCUUUGUAUAUGCAUUUGCUAGACGAGCUUCUCGAAACUCCGGUUUGUGAGAGGAUUGAUUGGUCGAUGAAGAUGCUUGAGCUGAGGGAUCGGAGGAGAGUUGAUAAUGGCAAUGCGUUGGUGCGGCUCUAUCCUGAGUUACCUUGUUCGGUUGAUGCGCCUUUGCUUUCUCUUGAGGGCUAUACUGGGCGGUAUCAUCAUGCUGGGUAUGGAGAUAUGGAGUUUGAGUUACGUGGAAAUGAACUCGUUGCUUCACGACUUCUUUAUGAAGUCGCCAUGGUGAUUCGGAUGGUUCACGUGACUGGGGAAUCCUGGACGGCAAAACUGGAGGUUGUAAACCAGGAUCCGCGGGAUCAUGACAUUGUUAGGGCGAGGUUUCAUGUCACGGAUGAUGGGAUUGCAGGACAGAUUGGUUUGGAUUUGGAACCUGCGCUUCAAGGACAGAUGAUAUGCUUUGAAAGGGUAGCUCCGUAG
Molecule: messenger RNA, 1575 nt
Organism: Penicillium antarcticum
Lineage: Eukaryota; Fungi; Ascomycota; Eurotiomycetes; Eurotiales; Aspergillaceae
Exons: 1
Coding region: 1-1575 (524 amino acids)
Source: RefSeq, a predicted model, not a curated record